AUGGGGUUUUUAAAUAGAUGUCAGAGGAAGUCACGUGAUAAAGCAAACGGUGAACCUGGAUCGUGUGUUUCUGUCAGUUUAGAUGGUGAAGAAUCAUCCUUAGAUUUCAUUGAUCCUGAUCCAGAUACGGAUUGGACUGCUGAAACUACAAUAGAUGCCUACGUGACGGUGUUUUCUAUCGAUGACAGACCAAGUUUUGAACGAGCGACUGAUAUUUUAUUUGAACUGAAGAAAAGGAAUGAAAGUGGUAUAGCAGUAUUGUUAGUGGGUAAUAAAUGUGAUUUAGUAAGAACAAGAACUGUAACAAUAGAAGAAUCAAAAAGUGUGGCGACCAUGUACGACUGUAAAUUUGUCGAAACGUCGGUUGUGCUAAAUCAUAAUGUCGAUGAACUUUUAGUCGGAAUCUUGACGCAGAUCAGACGUAAGAAACACAAAGCCUCUGCAUCCGACCACGACCAUAGCUGUUAUAGUCGCAGUAAACAAUUACUCAACAAAAUAUUCAAAAAGGACCCAAUGUCGAAAUCGUGUGAAAAGCUGUAUGGGCCUUGA
This is a messenger RNA of Lottia gigantea (owl limpet), 549 nucleotides long. RefSeq lists its product as hypothetical. Gene Ontology annotation, cellular component: plasma membrane. Gene Ontology annotation, molecular function: GTP binding; calcium channel regulator activity; GTPase activity. The record is from RefSeq and is a predicted model, not a curated record. Lineage: Eukaryota; Metazoa; Mollusca; Gastropoda; Lottiidae. Bases 1 to 549 code for a protein of 182 amino acids. The transcript has 4 exons.